UUGGAACCGCUGUGAAUGUCACUUCGAUUUCGCGGAUAUGGUGGUCCCUUGUGCUCAAAUGGGCUCGGAUUCAUCUCCGUGGUACAUGCAACGGGGGGUAAUGUGGGAGCAGGGAAAAACUUUGAGCUCCCUGUGGUGGAAGUAUCGACCAUUCUAAUUGAAGGUUUUACAAUGUUGGCUGGCAAAGUUAAUCUGCAACCGCACAAGGUUUAUAGUCUUUUGGAAGUUGGAGUUCUAACACAAAGCUUGUCACAGCCUGUAACCUGUGGCGGAUUUUUCAAUAUGGAGCAAGUGGUACCUCCUUUGAUGAAUUCGAAACCAUGCAACAAGUGUAGGAUUAAUGCUGAGUUGCACGAAAGUUCAGAUCAGUGUGUGCUGCAAGUGCCAUUGCUGUUGGAAGGUCACCUAGAGCUCCACGACGAGUGGCAAGCCCAGAAGCUGUCAACAAUGGGGGAAUCCUAUCGAAUUGGUGGCGCAUCAUAUGACAGGGUGCUUCGAAUGGCCGGAGCCGAGUUGAUUGCGGUGUUUCUCGUUAUGUUUAGUUCAUGUGGUACUGCGAUCGCCAACAAAAAAGCCAACGGGAACCUAAAUUUGCUAGGAUUCGCGACCGCCGGUGGGUUGUCUGUGAUGAUGAUGGUGUUCGCGGUUGGCAACAUAUCGGGAGCUCAUCUGAAUCCGGCCGUCACUCUCGCUUUCGCGUCCAAGAAGAUGUUCCCAUUACAGCUUGUUCCGAUUUACCUGAUUGCACAAUUUCUAGGAGCUUUACUCGCAGCAGGCAUUCUACAAGCGGUAACUGGGGAUACUGAAGUAGCUCUGACAGUUCCAUUUGCGAGCUAUGCACAAGCAUUCGUAGUUGAACUAAUCCUAGGAUUCAACCUCCUGUUCGUUGCGACGGCGGUGUCCACUGGUUCCAGUAAUAAUGGCGAGCUAUCAGGAAUUGCAAUAGGGGCGACUAUCAUCCUCAACGUCUUGCUUGCAGGGCCUGUAUCCGGAGCUUCAAUGAAUCCAAUGCGAAGCUUGGGACCAGCAAUAGUGGCCAACAAGUAUGACGCCAUUUGGAUCUACAUAAUUGCGCCGCCUGUGGGCGCUCUCGCCGGAACCUGGACACACACCAUGCUCCAAAUCCAAAGCUCCCAAUCCUCUCACCCCCCAACGCAGGAAUCAAAAGCGCAUCAAUGUAGCUCAACGUCGACCUAAACCACUGAUUGCACACCCAUAGUCCUGGAACUGGAUUCAUAAGCAUUCAAUCUGCAAGAUCUGAUAAAUAGGCAGCGUUGAGCCCAUUAGCACCUAGAAAUCAAAGCUUCACCUGAAAGUUGAUAGUGUUGUUUGUAACGCAGUGUUGAUUCGGAAGAUAACUGCUCAUGUUUUCGAAUCAUGUCUUAGAUCGUGGCAGCUACGUGUACAAUCAGCUAGCAUGACUCAAGUCUUAGCAAUGAUCAAGCCAUUGUCUUCAAAUCCUCUUAAGAUUGAAUGCUGGCACUUGCACAGCAUGCAACAGAUCAAAGAAUUCUCAAAGACAAAUGCUUUCAUACCUUUUUAAAGAUCAGGUUGAAAUGUA
Molecule: messenger RNA, 1561 nt
Organism: Physcomitrium patens
Lineage: Eukaryota; Viridiplantae; Streptophyta; Bryopsida; Funariales; Funariaceae
Product: aquaporin NIP1-1
Biological process (GO): transmembrane transport
Cellular component (GO): membrane
Molecular function (GO): channel activity
Source: RefSeq, a predicted model, not a curated record